AUGUACUCCGCCUCUAUUAGCGAGACCGCCACCGUUGGUUGCAGCCUGCUACCAGCUCACCGCCCCCCGUACAUUGGGAAGACGUAUCCCAUUGCGGGCCACUUCGUGUCCACGUCACCCGCCGAGCAACGGACGCGGGCGCAAAGGAUCUCCUCUGAAAGGGGGAUUGCCCUAUCUGAGAAGGAAGGUGUGGUGAGAAUGGAGGCGGUGCAACACAAGGGAUUGUGGGAGAUUGCAACGGUGAAGAAGGCAAGAGCGUUUUUGGCGGUCAAGGGGCCGGUCAAGACGGAGCGUUGGUUUGGAAAGGCGGCACCGAAGCCGCAGGUGAAAGUGGAGAAGAAGCAAGUGGAGGUGAAGCCGGUCAACUUCAUUGAGGUUGACCUUGAGUCGGACGAUGAGUCGGACGACGGGGUGAAAGACUCCCAACUGGUGGAUGUGAGCGUCGGGGAGACGAAGACCCCGACGGUGACGAAAAUGGAGAAGCACGGCGCAACGAAAGCCGUGGGAGCAGCAACGGAAGCGGUGGGAGCAACCGCAGCGGAAGGCGUGGGAGCACGGAUCGAGUAA
Klebsormidium nitens is the source of this 567-nucleotide messenger RNA. NCBI's taxonomy places the organism in Eukaryota, Viridiplantae, Streptophyta, Klebsormidiophyceae, Klebsormidiales, Klebsormidiaceae. The record is from the annotation of a GenBank genome assembly.